AUGCAUGAAAGCAUCAAAGGAGCCCCUCUCCAGGGCAGGCACCAGUUUAAGUUAGAGAAGAAGGUGGAGGGCACAAUCAUAGACGAGAUUGAACAGGAAGGAGUGAAAAACUUCAAGGAACUUCGAGCCAAAUUUCAAAAGUUUGAUGCUCCAACUCUUCCAGAGCCUAUUAAAUUCCCAGCAGGUGACUCUCAAAAAGAUGAGGUGGUAUGCACACGGCCAAUUCCGAUCCUGGCCAAGGGGAAACCCCUCUCUUCCAACCAUAAUCAGCCCCUACCAUAUUCUUGCAAUGGUGAGUCCCCACCUCAGAAAACCCAGAAAACCAAGGUGACCCAGAGGAGUGAAAUUCGGAAGAGUUCAAGUUCCCCAGGACCUCUAGCAAAGUCUACUGUGUAUUCCACAGGAAACUUCCAGAAGGCCUCUGUGCUGUUGGAUGUGACUGGAUCAAAGGCCGAGGUAACCCCCAAGGAGAGAGUGGUGGCCUCCAGCAGCUUCAGAGACAAGCUCAGGAACUGGGAGAAGGUUUCCUCUCAGAGAAACGAGACCUCGUCUGCCCUUCCCCUCUCUGAUUGUGGAGGGAAGGCCUUCCAUUUGGAAGGGCAAAAAAGCAUGGGGCUUGCCCCAGAGAAGCCCAGGAAAAAGCUGGAAACCAAAGGAGCCCAGACCCUUCCUUCUCAGAGGCACUUGACGGCCCAAAGAAAAUCACUCACCAUCUCUGAAGACCCCUCUUCUCGACUUUCUCCACGCAGCAGGAAGAGCCAGGAAAUCUCCAGUCCUGAGAGGGGCCUGGCAGGCAGUACCUGCCAGCCUGUUUACGAGUAUGAGCUUGACACCCAGACCCCAGAAAAGCAGCCGGAUAUCAGGCAAAAGCAGUUUCCCAAAACGAAACCACUGCCUUCCAUUGAGUCCCUGGGUCCUCCUCCCGCCAAGCCAUCAAAGCCCCCGAGUGUGAACCUCCAGGCUUUCAAGAGGCAGCCAGCUUCUAUUGCUAAGACCCAAAAUAAAGUGACCGUAAAAGAGGACUGCCCACCUCCAGAGAGAGCAUUUAAUGCUGAAUUUGAAGAACCACAUAAUUAUGAGGCAACAAUUUCAUAUCGGAGACACUCUGGCAACUCCAUUAACCUGUGCACUGCAAUAGAAAUUGCUGAUUCAACUUAUGAAGUUGAAAUUGAAGAACUCCAAAAGGUACUGAAGCAUAUGCCUUACCCUGUACCAAGCCCUAAACAUGAAAAUCCAGAUAGAAGAAUGAAGGAAAAAGGGCCAUGUGAUUUGGAGCCUCAAACAACAGAAAAGGAUCCACAUACCAACAGUCCUUCCAAGGUAGAUGUCUGCAAAUGGACACCUGCAAAAAUCCAGAUGACCAGAGGCCAUGGAGGCCGAAGGAGCAUGCCAGAUGGGAAACAGGAAACCCUGACUGACAUCCUCCAGACAAAGGUCUGCCUGGAGGACAUGAAGCUAGCAAGUGGUGGGUACAUGGAAGCUUUGGAGGUCACUAAAGAAACCUCAGGCCCAGAAGCCUUUAAGUCAAGUUCCCUCCCAGAGGAGACCUAUGAUGAUGUGGAGUACCCUAGGACAAAUGGACCAAAGUUGGACUUCUCCAGAUCAUUUACCUCAGACAGUGAAAAUAGUGAAGAAAUGUAUGAAGAUAUCUACAAAACAAAAAGCAACUACCCCAAAAUAGAUUUAGAUGGAAAAGAAGCCCUUAAAAGACUGCAGCAAUUCUUCAGAAAGGAAAAAGGUAGAUUUAAAAUGAAGAAAACCAAGUCAAAAGAAAAUGCAAGUGCAUUUUCCAUUUCGAUGCCUGAUUUAGAACUUAGGUCUCAGGAAGUUAUUAUCUAUGAUGAUGUGGACAUAAGUGAAAAAGAGUCAAAAUCCAUGGGGACCAGAGAAAGAAUAAUAGUCCCUGCACAACUAAAGAAAAAUGAUGAAAAGCAGACUACUUGCAUGUUUCUUGCCAGUUUCUCUCCUAGAAAAUUCUUCAGAACCAAGAUGCAAAACUUAGAAAAAAACAGAAUGGGAAAAGAAGAAAAACUUUUUAGAGAAAGAUUUCAGUAUGACAAAGAAAUUAUCGUCAUCAAUAGAGCAGUGGUAUGUUCCAGUAAUUCAAGAAAUGGAAUAUUUGAUUUGCCAAUAACACCUGGAGAAGAACUGGAAGUCAUUGACACCACUGAACAAAAUCUAGUGAUAUGUCGCAAUUCUAAAGGGAAAUAUGGAUAUGUACUCAUUGAACAUCUAGAUUUCAAGAGUCAAGGUUGGUCCAGAUAGAAAGGUCAAGAUCAGAAGGGAAAGGCUGCACAACUGAGAAGGGGUCCUAGCAGCUUAGUCCUGCCUCACAGCAGUUUGUUUACAUGUCGAAAUCAGAUGGAAUCUGUGGAACUUUUGUUGGGCACUUGGAAGAAAAAAAAACAAGAAAUCCUCAACAUUUAGUUGUUGGUUUGACUCUUAAGAGUUUUCUCUUUCAAUAUCUAUUUCACUGCUGGUUUAAAAAAAUGUGAAACUGUUAUGUGAGCACUUGCUUAAUGAACCAUGUCCAAAGUUAGAAAUCAAGACUAUUCAGUUGUGCAGAUGGCUGGUUUGCUUCUAAUAUUAGUAAGAUAAGCAUGUGUAAUUUCUAGAUAUUAGUUUUAAAUUUGGUACAAUAAACUCUGAUAAUGAAGGUCCUCAAAAUCCUCAAAUUUAAAAUAUAAUAAA
Messenger RNA from Ictidomys tridecemlineatus (thirteen-lined ground squirrel), 2691 nucleotides. The record is from RefSeq and is a predicted model, not a curated record. NCBI's taxonomy places the organism in Eukaryota, Metazoa, Chordata, Mammalia, Rodentia, Sciuridae.